ACAGGUCAAAUCCAAAAGUUUUCUUAGAAUGGAAAACAGCAAAGUCAUCGCAUCUGAUAAAGCUACAGUUAUCAUCCAAGUAAAUCCACAGGUGGCACAAGAUACUGUUAUUUGUGAUGAUGGACAGCAGGUCAGAGGAGCAUAUCACAAUACAGCUCUUAAAGGAUUUUUCAAAGCACAACCAAAGGCACUGGGGACUGUACAGAUAUUAACUGGAGUGAUGGUCUUCUUACUUGGUAUUGUGCUCUCCGGAAGUUUAGUCAGAUUUGGUAGUAUAUCUGUCUUUAGCGGCAUCACAUACUGGGGAUCUUUCAUUUACAUCAGUACUGGCUCUCUGUCUGUUGCUGCGCAGAAUAAACUUCAUCCGUGUGUGGUGAAAGCCUCUCUUGGAAUGAAUGUGAUCAGUGCCAUAACUGCAGCGAUAUCCAUUUUUCUGUUGGGCAUAGAAAUAGGAACUUCUCCAAGGUCACAUCAAAAUUGCAACUAUGCAAGCUACAACAAUUAUGACUGUAUACAAUCUCAGGUAUAUUAUCUGGGGAUCACUGGAAUAUUGCUGGUGUUCUCCAUCCUUCAGUUCAUCAUCUCCAUCUUUAUCUCAGGAUUUGCCUGCAAAGCCACCUGCGAUACUGACUCUACAGUGGUUAAUGUGGCACUAAACUAGUGAUACUGAGCCACAGUGAGGAGAUCCUAUCAUCCAAAGGGUGCAAGGAAUUAAUAAUUACUUUUUUUUUUGUGAGAGAGAAUAAGAUAAUACAUAUUUUAUAAUUAUUGGAAAAUUAACCUCCAAACCCUGACCAAA
This is a messenger RNA of Sinocyclocheilus grahami, 799 nucleotides long. RefSeq names its product membrane-spanning 4-domains subfamily A member 4A-like. The transcript is spliced from 6 exons. The coding region runs from base 29 to 661 and encodes 210 amino acids. Lineage: Eukaryota; Metazoa; Chordata; Actinopteri; Cypriniformes; Cyprinidae. Gene Ontology annotation, cellular component: membrane. The record is from RefSeq and is a predicted model, not a curated record.